AUGGAGGAAGCUGAGGGUAGCUCGAAAAAGCUCGAUCUGCUGUUCAAACUCGCGAAAACACAGAGCGAAUGUCCGAAUGAAGACAAAAGGCAGGGAGAACAAGAAGGAGGAGGAAGAGGGGAGGACGAGGACGAGGUUAUGGAGCUGAGCCUGGGGCUGUCGACGAACGGGAGGUUCGGGGUGGACCCCACGAGGAGCAAGAAGCUCAAGCGCGCCUCCUCCAUAGCGGACGCGGCGGCCUUCGCGGUGGGGACCGGCGCUCGCGUCGCGGGGACCGAGGCGCACGCGCCGCCGCUGUCGAGGACGCGGUCCCUCCCGGUGGAGACGGAGGAGGAGUGGCGCCGGCGGAAGGAGCUGCAGUCGAUCAGGCGGAUGGAGGCGAGGAAGAAGAGGAUGGAGAAGAUGAAAAAUCUGAGGCUGCCGAGGGACGCUAAUGGCGGGAAAAACGGGCUGCAGCAUGAGCCCGUUAAUGGAGAUUCGAUUGGUCAAAGGUUGUUAGGGAAUGGGGUUUUGAGAAGGUUUGAGAAUAGAGAGGUUGUCGAGUCGUCAUCUCAAGGGUCCGCCGGGCCGAUGAGAAGCGGAUCAUCUGCCUCCUCUGAUCUAAUUGAAGGCCGAAAACAAAAUGCCGAGGUUUCGCCUUCCAGCAAGCAGAGUUCAAACGGGCCUGGGCCUGGGCCUGAGCCUGAACCAAUGGGCCGGGCCUCUGAGACAGAAGCAAAAGGGGCCACCACCAGCCAACAACUUAAGAACACGAUGCGCGACAUGCCGUAUGUCACCACUAAAGAAACCGGGCCCAAUGGCCGCAGAGUAGAAGGAUUCUUGUACGGUUACAAAAAGGGCGAGGAUGUAAGAAUCAUGUGCGUUUGUCAUGGCAUUUUUCUCACGCCCAAGGAAUUUGUCGAGCAUGGUGGUGUUCGGGGUGCUGACGUGGAGCACCCGUUGAAGCACAUUGUUGUUAACCCUUUCCCCCUCUUAUGA
This is a messenger RNA of Striga hermonthica, 978 nucleotides long. The record is from the annotation of a GenBank genome assembly. NCBI's taxonomy places the organism in Eukaryota, Viridiplantae, Streptophyta, Magnoliopsida, Lamiales, Orobanchaceae.